Molecule: messenger RNA, 393 nt
Organism: Leptosia nina
Lineage: Eukaryota; Metazoa; Arthropoda; Insecta; Lepidoptera; Pieridae
Source: the annotation of a GenBank genome assembly
AUGAAGUCGAUGGUAUUAAGAGAUAAUGGCCGAGUUAUCACGCCGGCUGCGCUGCCCUUCCACAUUCACGCAGUGGCAUUUGCGUCGCUGCGGCCUGGUUGCCUCGGUAGCCAUAUUGACGGGCGAGAUAUCGGAAUUCCCGAUGAUAACAUCCUCCCAUACUGCGGUAGGAAGUCAAGGGUAGCGCCAAUAAAGCAGUCGCCAGCUACAAUUGGGAUCUCAGAAGCAGGUCAUCGGAUCAGGGCGCACUCCAGCACUAGCCUUGACCUGACCACGCCUGACUCAGCAGGGCACAGUGUGCAUCCAUUGCAUCGCGCGUGCGUCACUUUAUCAACGCAAUUACUCCUAUAUUUAGAUGAGGGUACGGAAUUUGAGCGUCGCCCUUGCAUGUGA